GUUUGGAAUGUUUACCAUUAUGCUCUAUGAACCUGCACUUUACCACUGCCCUUUUUUGCACAAGUGAUCUUUGCCAUCAGACUGUUUGUCUUCGGUACUGUUUAUCAAGGUUCCUCACGCAGCCACGAGCAGUCAAACGCAGUCACCACAACUCUUAAGCGGUGAGAUCGAUUAGUUUAUUUCAGCUAUUGGUCUCCAUUAUCCGAGUCUAAAGACAGAAAUGGUAGUACCAACUAUAAAACUAUCGUCCGGAUAUGAAAUGCCUAUGGUAGGCCUUGGAACAUGGCAGAGCAAACCAGGAGAGGUUGGAAAGGCUGUGGAAACGGCAUUGAAUGUUGGCUAUACUCACAUCGACUGUGCUUGGAUUUACGGUAACCAAAAAGAGAUCGGCGAAACUCUGAAGCGACUCUGUUCGUCAGGAAAUAAUAGAGCAGACAUUUUCAUUACCUCAAAAGUGUGGAACACAUUCCAUUCGGAAGCUGCUUGUAAGAAACAUGUACUCGAUAUUUUGUGCCAAUUGGGAUUGGAUUACAUUGAUCUCAUGCUGAUCCAUUGGCCAAUGGGCUAUGCAGAAGGUGGAGAACCAUUUCCGAAAAAAGAAGGUACUGACCAGACUGCUCAUUCUAACGAAGAUUAUCUAACCACAUGGAAAGUUUUGGAAGAUUUCGUCAAGGAGGGCAAGAUUCGUUCAAUAGGCGUAUCUAAUUUCAAUCAUAAACAAAUUGAGCGAGUCAUAGCCAAUUCGACAAUAAAACCAGCCGUCCUCCAAGUAGAAUUGCAUCCAUACUUUCAACAAAAGAAAUUACGUGCUUUUUGUAAAGAACAUGGGAUAGCAGUGACCGCUUACAGCUCACUCGGUAAUCCUGGAUCAGCUUUCUUCCGCAAAGAUGGCGAUCCAAAUGUACUGACCGACCCUGUAGUGAAAAAAAUUGCCGACGCGCAUGGCAAAACAUCCGCACAAGUUGCACUCCGAUGGGCAACACAACUGGAUAUCAUUGUCAUCCCAAAGUCCGUUUCAGAAUCCCGUAUUAAGGAAAAUAUAAACCUUUUCGACUUUAAACUCUCAGAUGAAGAAAUGAAGGAGAUGGAAGGCCUCGACCGUGGAUGGCGAAUUGUAAAUCUCAGCGCAAGUAAUCGCGAACAUCCUCAUAAUCCUUAUAACGAAGAGUAUUAGAAUGGCAUACCUCCACGUUGAUUUCACUUAUUGUUGCGAUUUGGCCAAGUAUUGCACGCAUUUUGUUACUUCUUUGAAUAAAAUUACCUUAAAU
This is a messenger RNA of Cylicocyclus nassatus, 1268 nucleotides long. NCBI's taxonomy places the organism in Eukaryota, Metazoa, Nematoda, Chromadorea, Rhabditida, Strongylidae. The record is from the annotation of a GenBank genome assembly.